CGGCGUAUUAGUAACCAGUUGUGUAUGUUUAGAUUAGUUGUACAUUGGACUGUACUUGAUUCGACCAAUAGGAGCAUUCGAUAUUAUAGUACCAUAUUAUAAAAUAAAACGUUAGGUAUGGGUUAUUCAUAUUAUAGAUCUGAUAUAUUAGUCAUCACUAGAUGAAAUCUCUUGCCAGUAUUUAAAAUAUUACGCAAACCAGUUUUGAAAUUUGUUCAGGCUAAAAUACUCAGAGAUACGUACCUAAUAUAAGAAAAUGGGAUUAAUUUCAUUAGUUUACGUGUUAAUAACUUUAAUUGUCGCUAUUUACUUCAUUGUCAAAAGAACAUAUUCAUAUUGGAAAGAUCGGAAUGUUUUCACUUUAGAACCUACAUUUUUCUAUGGCAAUUUAAAAAACCCAAAUGGAGAAAGGGUAACCCCAAUAAAGGCAGCGUCGAAUUUAUAUAAAGAAGCCAUAGCUAGAGGUGAAAAAUUUGCUGGUUUAUAUGUAUUCCUCAAACCUCACUUUAUACCAUUGGAUCUAGAAUUAAUUAAAUGCAUAACGCAAACCCAUUUUGAACAUUUUACUAAUCACGGAUUGUUCGUUAACGAAGAACGAGAUCCACUGUCUGGACAUUUGUUUAACUUAGAAGAUGAAAAAUGGAGAAAGCUCAGAGCAAAACUAACACCUACAUUUACGUCAGGUAAAAUGAAGAUGAUGUUUCAAACGAUGGUAGAUUGUACAAAAGGACUUGAAGAAAUGUUGAAUGAAUGUGAAGCAGUUAAUGAUGCGGUUGAUAUUAAAGAUGUUUUGGGCAGAUUCACAACUGACAUUAUAGGAUCAGUAGCUUUCGGAUUAGACAUUAAGAGUAUGAAAAAUCCAGAUUCUGAAUUUAGGAAAUACGGCAAAUACAUCUUCCAACCAGAUUUUCGUCGGAAAAUUAAAAUUAUGAUCUUGAAUACAUUUCCUAGAUGGUUCCUGGACAAUGUAGGUUUCAAAUUAACGAAAAACGAAAUUGAAUCCUUCUUCAUCAACAUGGUCAAAAAUACCGUCGAAUAUAGAGAGAAGAACAAUAUUUAUCGCAAGGAUUUUAUGCAUCUUCUGAUUCAAUUAAAAAAUAUGGGUAAAGUGCUGGGGGAUGACGAAGAAACUUUAAAGGGAAAUCAUAAUAAUGUUUCGGGAGGUUUAUCGUUGAAUGAAAUAUCGGCACAAGCUUUCGUCUUUUUCGUUGCUGGAUUUGAAACUUCAGCGACAACAAUGACAUUUGCGUUGUUCGAAUUAGCACAAAAUCAAGAUAUUCAAGAAAAAUUGAGACAAGAAAUUAGACACAUUCUUAAAAAACACGACAACAAAUUAACCUACGAUGCUAUAAUGGAAAUGGAUUAUUUAGAAAAGGUAAUUUCUGAAACAUUAAGAAAACACCCACCCGUGUUUCUUUUACCACGCGUAUGUAACAAAGAUUUUAAAGUUCCAAACAGUGAUUUGGUAAUAGAAUCAAACAUAAAGGUAUCCAUUCCAGUACUUGCUAUUCAUAACGAUCCCAAGUAUUACCCGGACCCGGAAAAAUUCGAUCCGGAAAGAUUUAACGAAGAAAAUAAAGCUAGUAGGCCUGCAUGCUGCUAUAUGCCUUUCGGAGAUGGUCCUCGAACUUGCAUAGGGCUAAGAUUUGGAAAACUUCAAGCCAAAGUCGGUUUAUGUUCUGUAUUAUCAAAUUUCAAUGUUAAAUUGAAUGAAAAAACCCGUUUACCUAUAGAAUAUAGUGGAGAUUUAAUUUUGUCAGUUAAAAACGAUGUUUGGUUAAACUUGGAGCGUCUAAAUAAAUAAUAAAGCUCUAUUUUGAAUCUCUUGAAUUCAGAAAACGUAUAUUCCUUAAGUUGUUG
Molecule: messenger RNA, 1860 nt
Organism: Phyllotreta striolata
Lineage: Eukaryota; Metazoa; Arthropoda; Insecta; Coleoptera; Chrysomelidae
Source: the annotation of a GenBank genome assembly